Molecule: messenger RNA, 7155 nt
Organism: Harmonia axyridis
Lineage: Eukaryota; Metazoa; Arthropoda; Insecta; Coleoptera; Coccinellidae
Exons: 8
Coding region: 133-6762 (2209 amino acids)
Source: RefSeq, a predicted model, not a curated record
UCAGGCAGUAGUUGUUUAACCACUUAAGGGAAGAGUUACACCCAGUGAAAAAAUAUUAUUAUAUUCAGUGUAAUAUAGUUUUAUAGAAUAUUAUUAUAUUUAGUAUAAUAUAUAAAUUCUACAUUCGUUCUAAUGAGUGUGAAAGAGAUAUUUUUAUCCUAUAUUUUAAGUGGAGCUGACACCUCUCAAGCUGCGUCAUAUUGCCGUCAGUUUUUCCAUCUGGGAAGACAGAGGCAUCCCGAAUCGCACCAUUCGAAUUCCAUGACUCGCAUAGACGGUGAAUCCGAGAGAUGUCACGAUUCACGGAUUUCUCGAGGUCGAGGGACACCGACGAAUCGAAUAGGCGGCGAAUCCGCGAGAAGUCACAAUUCUCAUCAUAGAGGUCGAGGGACAUUCGUACCUCGCAACUACAACAGGGACAUCCCUCCAGCGAUCAGACCCAGAUCUCCGAUGGAUGAGCCUAGUUAUCGUAGGACACACGCAGAACAUUCGUUUCAUUAUGGACCAGGAAGUGAUUUUGACGUUCCAUGGGACAGGAAUUCCCACCGCAGACGCGUGGAAACUGAAUUUCAAGAGAGGGAAUUUAGGAGAAGUUAUCAUAAUGAGAGAUUUCUUGCGUACCCUAGAAGAGAUCCUGAACCCCAAAUCCACAGAAAAUCUCGUCAGAGACCACCAUUUCUUCAAGAUAGAAAAGUACUGCGAAACCUAAGAACAGCAGAGAGCGAGUGUGGUAAAAAUGUCUCUAGUCAACCAACAAGCUCCUCCGAUAGCAAUCAUAAAGCUGAAAAUCGAGAUAAGGAGACUGAAUCCAAAAAAUCGGAAGGUUCUGAUUCUUCUGGUGUCAGCAUGGACUUGGGGACCGAUGAGGAAGAAGAGAAUCUGUUAAAGGAGAUGGGCUCUAAUAAUUUAGAUUCGACAAAUUCACAGGAACAAAGUUCAAACAGUAAAAGUGAUGAACCCAAACCAGAUAGCACACCAUCAAAAAUAAAUAAGGAUGUUAAUCCAACGACCAGUACUAGUAGUAGUAGCAGCAGCAUCAGCAAUAACACUACUUUAACAAAUUCUCUUCCAGUUCCUCCGAAACAGACCGAUACGGUACAAACAUCUGACUUAAUCAAGCCUACUACAACAGGCAAAGAUCCACGGUUGCAAAAAAGAAGCCGGUCUUCUGAAGUGUAUCCAGACAAUAAAAAUUCCGACCAAAACGAAAAUAUCACAACAAAAUUGGUAGAUCCACGUAGACAGCCAAUGGGCACUAUGUCGAGAUCAGUCCCUCUCGAGCUGAAAUUACCACAAUUUUGUAAAACAAAAUUAUCGUUAGAGUGCAAUAAUAAGAAAGUGAGUUUCAAAAAACCUGCGAAUCAUAUUGCUCCGAAGAUUUCGAAGAAAGGGGGUCAUAUAAAUGAUAAGAAAUUAGUUUGCAUCAAAAAUCGUGUGGAAUUGAAAAAAUACAAUAAGCCGGACUUGGAGAAAUAUUGUUGUCAUGUUCGUAUUCAGAAAGAACAUAACUCAUUUCAAGAACUUUCCGAGUUGAGUAUAGAAUCUCUGAUAGACACCAGGAAAUCGUACUUGGAAAGUAAGAAAGAAGACGAACAGCCAGCGGAAUCAAAAAUUGACGCUUCAACACAAGGAAGGCAACAUACUAAAGAAAAUAAGACUUCUACAGUUGAAGGAGAGGUACGAAAACAUGUCAAAUCUUCAUCGACUAAAGUCAAUUCUAAGCAUAGAAUUGUUGCUGGAAAAGAUAAAGUUGAUCAAUUGCACACUAUUAAAGAGACCAAAGAAAAUAUUGGAAAACAGAAAGAUAAAGUAGCUUCUGUAUCUUCAAAGAGUAGUUCUGAACGUCAUUCAAGUACAGGAUUAAAGCGUAAAAUUUCAGAAUCUCCCUCUGACGGUACAGCGACAAAAAAAAAUAUUCACAAGGAGAAAUCAUCUUCGGUCGGGAAGGUCAAUCCCAAACGUCCAAGACUAAUGGAGAACAAAGAUAAGUUUUGCAAAAAGCUUGUGAAAUCUACAGCUACCAAAGAUAAAAAAAUAGACAAAAACACAUCACAUAAUACCAUUACGUAUAUAGUGCAGUCGACGGUAUCUCACAGCACUUCCAACCAUUCGACGAUCGCUUGUACAUCCAUCGUCCCAAAAGGCAAAUCUCUUCCUAUGAUAGUUGAUGACGAUUCAGAAUACAAUAUAACUGAAGAAAAUUGCGUACCACCGAUCCCCGAAAGGAGUUCAACCCCAUGCCUGGAUGAGAGGGACGAUACUGCCGAAAAGGAAUAUUCAUUGCAUAUUCCAGAAGGUUCAAUUGAUAGUUCUGACAGCUUGAUAAAAGCUCUGGAUGAAACAAUCGAGGAUAUCAACGUCAGUAUUUCUUCGCUGUCUAAAAUGAAACAGAAAGACACUGGAACUGAAAAACAGACCAGUUCUCUUAUUCAUGAAGAUUAUAGUCCUAGGCCCGGGGUCCUUGAGUGUUCAUCAGAAUCCGCAGCCUUACCGAAUGAAUCUAUAAUCCCAACGCAAGAAACGAUUGAUAAACAGAAUAGUGAAGACUGCCCUGCAAACAUACGCAGUGAAUCGAUCAUUUCAUCUCCUAAAAACAAUGAAGUACAGCUACACCAGAAAGGCAAUGCAACUGAUAAACAGAACAUUGAAGACUGUUCAUCACAAUCUCUAAACAUACACAGCGAAUCGAUGACUUAUCCUUCGAAUCAAAAUCAGAAAAACAAUGCCACUCAUGAACAGACCAGAGCCGACUGUUCAACAGGAUCUUCGGACAUACAGGACGAAUCGAUAAUUUCAUCUCUUGACGAUCAAAACAUUUCAGCAGAGCUGCUGAUGAAAGGCAAUGCAACUGAUGAACAAACUAGUGCUAAUAGUUCAGUCGAAUCUGUGCUGAUACAUAACGAUUUGAUAAUUUCAUCUCCUAUAAAUCAAGAGAAUGUGGUAGAGCUGCACCAGAAAGACAAUGAACGAAGUUCAGAACCUCUUGGAAUAUCCCAUGAAUCUUCAAAUUCAUCUCCUAAAGAUCAGAAAGUGGUAGAGGGCUGCCAGAAGGCCAAGAGUACUAUUGGAAAGACUAGUGCUGUUUGUACAGUAGAACCUGUAGGAAUAUCUACCCAAUUUAUAUCUCCUGAAGAUGAGAACAAUGCGGCAGAGCUGUUCCAGAAAAGCAAUGAGACUGAUGAACUUUCGGCCUGUUCAGAAGAAUAUCUAGGAGUAUCCCAAGAAUCUAUAAAUUCAUCUCCUAAAAAUAACAGCGGUUUGCACAAUGAUGAACAGAUCAAUGCUCAAGAUGACAAUUGUGAAUUUGAUUCACCACAAAGUGAAGGAAACAGGAAUAUUGAUGAUGAUAUUUUCUCUAGGGAAGUCAGUGAACUUUUAGGGAAUGACGAAGAUGAAAUUCUUCUAGAUGUAAGAGUUAUCGAAAACCCUGAAAUUAAAAAAGAAGCGGACGAAGUGGCUUGUGAUUUCCAUUUUGAUAUGCUCCAAGGUCAUAUUGAGGUCAAAACAGAAGUUAACGAUGAAGCACUUCGCGAUGUGCAAAGUUUAGAGAGAACAGAUAGCGUAACAAAUGAACCUGUAGUAAACACAAAAACAACAACGCCUGCAGAAAUUUCUGUAAUCCCAUCCUUGGAACCACAGACCGUUGACAAAACUGUUGAUAUAAACGUAGAAGAAACACUAAAUAAUAUUGAAGAAUUGAAGAAAAUGCUCAGUAAAAAUUCUACAAUAGAACGUAAGGAUAAUUCUAGUAUUGGACCACAAAGUUAUGGAUGUUCUAUGAAUCCUAGUGGCGAUGGGUCGGAGACCCCAAACGUAAUGAUUCCAACUGUCAUUCAAAUGAGCCCAAACAGUGAAGCGAUCCAAUCGAAUGAACCUGAAGCUACUGUUGUUACCAAUCAAUCAAAUGUUUCAACAAUAAAUCCUAUCAGUCCGAAUGACAGUGGUGUAAGCGCGAACCAACAAAAAUCAUCAGAAUCAAAUGAUAUGACCAAGGAAACAUCAGUUGUCCCUGAGAUUGAAAAGCAUCCAACCCUAACUUGCCCAGUUGUAAGUGGAGAUCCAGUGAAUAGUUGCCCAAAUGCUGGAUGUUCUUUCAUGCCAACAAGACGUCUCUUGCCUCAAAUGUAUAACCUGUCCAAUGCCAGAGAUCGUAAAAGCCAAAGGGAAAUAAAUCAUAGUUUUUUAGACUAUGCCUUCAAUUUAAUGAAAGAGUAUAUGUUGAUGGAAAAAUCAUACUGCGAUACUGGAGACAAACUGAAAUCACUGAAUAAAUAUUACAAUGUUGAAGUUGAUAUCUGUAAUCUUAAUUAUACUAUACGUAGAACCAAAAUGAUAUACGGAGACAUGCUUCUGUGUAGUUUGAGAACCUUAAGGCUACACCCUCAACGAAUAGAUGCUUUCGUGUUGUACUUCAUGGAAUAUUUGAAGAGAUUGAUCGUAGAUGUGGAGAAGAAACCUUUGAUGACCAUAUAUUUGUUGGAUUUAAUUAUGGUCCACCAGGAGGAAUAUGAAAAGUGUGAAUUUUUGAGGAAUUUCAAGCAAAAUGUUGAAAAUGAAUAUUACACUGAGCAAAAUCUUGGUUACAUGACAAUGAGUCAAUACGGAGUUCUGAAGAGUCAAAUUUGCCACUAUAUACGUAUAUUACAAAAUAAUAGGCAAAUAGAAAAUAAACAAAAGGCUUCAAGAUCAACAGAAACAGCCAUCAAGAAUCCCCCACCUCCAAAUGUAUGUAUUUUUAACGAAUCGAAUGCAGUAAGGACGGCAGUUGGCAUGAGGAACAACCAGUACAGUGCCAUGAAGAACAACCAGAAUAGUGCCAUGACCAACAUCCAGCCCAGUGCCAUGAGGAACAGCCAGCACAGUCCCACGAUUAACAGCCAGCACAUUGCCAUGACUAACAGCCAGCACAGUGCCAUGACUAACAGCCAGCACAGUGCCAUGACUAACAGCCAGCACAGUGCCAUGAAGAACAGCCAGUACAGUGCUAUGACGAACAGCCAGCACAGUUCCAUGAGGAACAGCCAGAACAGUCCCAUGACGAACAGCCAGCACAUUGCCACAACAAACAGCCAGUACAGUGCUAUGACGAACAGCCAGCACAGUGCCAUGAGGAAGAGCCAGAACAGUCCCAUGACGAACAGCCAGCACAGUUCUACGACUAACAGCCAGCACAUUGCCACAACAAACAGUCAGCACAGUGCCAUUACAAACAGCCAGCACAGUGCCUUGAAGAACAGCCAGUACAGUGUCAUGACGAAUAGCCAGCAUAGUGCCAUGACUAAGGAUAUGAAUCAGCAUGCGAUGAACACAGUCAGCAACAGCAGAGUCUCAAGACCAAAUUCAGGCUCGAAUGAUAAUACAAUGAAUAAGCCUCAAAAUAUCACAAACGUAUGUCGGACAUUACAGAAGUCAACUUCAAACACCUCUGGUGGUAGUUCUAUGGUACGUGGGAACUUACGGAGAUCCAUUUCAAACCCACAAGCAUCUUAUGGAAAUAUGACUGUUCCUCAACCAUACUUGCAAACACAACUUUUGUAUGCACCGAAUGUAAUGUCAUAUCAAGGACAGAGUGUUCUGGGUAUACAAUCACACUCACUAGGACAGAAUGCCCAAACCGGAGAUGUAAAUGUCACCAUCUCAACCCAAUUGAACCCGAAUUAUAGUGGAUAUCAAUCACACUCUAUUCCAUCGCAAAGUGCAGUGCUGAAACGCGCCAACAGCCAGGAUAAGAACCGCGAUGAACCCGAAGGAAAAAGAAGGAAACCCACACCUACGUUUAGAAUCAUCGAAAAGAAUAAAAUAACUGUUAAUCCGAACGCCAGAAAUACACCGAAUAUUCUUCAGAACAUUCUACAGAACACAUCCAGCACGCUGCAAAUCAUCAACAAGAAUGGUGUAUAUGAGUCGCAUACUUUAAAUGCCGGGUUUGGGUCUGCAGCUGUACAAAAUGUCGUCUCCAAUUCUGUGACUUGUUGCGUCACACAACCAACAGCCAGUUCUGGAGGAGUGUGUUUUUCUGUCAUUCCAAAUACUACUGUAGUUGGCAACCAAGACGUGUCAUCGGCAAAAAGUCGUCCACCACCUCCUGCGUAUAAUGUAGACAUGCGACAACCCAGACCUGCAAUAUACACUCCUGACAAUAGAUGUUGUUCACCUUCAACGCAUAAAAAUGACAGUCAACAUUCCCGACCUCCAACAACCAAUCCUGACAUUCGUACCACACCACCAGUAACUAAUUCUGACAUUCCAUAUCAUACGCCUCCGGAGCCUGAACAUAUCGUCAUUCCAUACCCUACUCCGCCUGAGUCUGAACGUAUUCCAAAUCCCACACCUCCAAUGUCAUUUGCCGUAAAUCCAAAUGAUAUGUCACUUCAAUCGAAUCCGGAACCACCUUCUGAGAACGUGGAGCUGAAACAAUCUAGACCCUCAACUCCAUCAGAAGAGACCGAGACAAAGCCUUUUGUUUCACCCAUUACCAUGAACUUCCCUUCAGAAAUAAUCGAUUUGACAUAUUUUGAUGAUGAACCCAUCAUCAAGGAAGAACCUUCCGAGGAGUGCGAAUCUGCUCAGUCACAGGAUGAGAUACGCAGUGAGGGAGUGCUGAUAUUGGAGAACCGAGUAUGUGUAUGUGGAAAAGUUGCAGAAUAUCUCUGUGCUUGCAGUACUGUUAUGUACUGUAGUACCGAGUGUCAAUUGAAAGAUUGGUGGCCAAAUCAUCAAAGAGUUUGUUCUUCUGUGAUAGUGAUGACAUCAGGAGAGUAAACUGGUGGAUAAACUUAUGAUGCCCUGUUAGUUUAAGUGAAAAUAUUUUAUAUAUUUCAGUUGAUAUGUUAUUUUUAUAUUUGUUGUGUUGUUUUUUCAUAAAUAUUGUUUUCUUUUCAUAAUGUAAAUACCUAUAUUUAUUGUCAAAAUGAGAAUUGAGCUGGAAAUUCCUAAGAUAUUAUUUUGAUAUUCGAAUUAAGUAUAGUUCUUUCUAUUUUUGUACCUGUUAAUAGAGUUAUGUUGAUUAUGUUCUAUUAUUGUUAUUAUUAUACAUCAGUAAUGGAAAGAGUGAAUUCCAUGUAUAACUCCCGAGUUCUAAUGAUGCAAAAGAAAUAGUGGAAACUGAUUAUAUGAACAUUAAAUAAAUAGCGAACAAGAUUUAUUUAACAUUUA